This is a messenger RNA of Dioscorea cayenensis subsp. rotundata (Guinea yam), 1146 nucleotides long. RefSeq names its product bHLH transcription factor RHL1-like. Gene Ontology annotation, biological process: regulation of transcription by RNA polymerase II. Gene Ontology annotation, cellular component: nucleus. Gene Ontology annotation, molecular function: protein dimerization activity; RNA polymerase II cis-regulatory region sequence-specific DNA binding; DNA-binding transcription factor activity, RNA polymerase II-specific. The transcript is spliced from 10 exons. The record is from RefSeq and is a predicted model, not a curated record. Bases 10 to 903 code for a protein of 297 amino acids. NCBI's taxonomy places the organism in Eukaryota, Viridiplantae, Streptophyta, Magnoliopsida, Dioscoreales, Dioscoreaceae.
CAUAAAGCAAUGAGAAGAACGUGCAUUGGAGCUGGAGACGGCGUCGUCGAUGGAGAAGAUGAUGAUUCAUUGAUCCAUUGCUCCCAUUUCUCUCUCCCCACACUUCAAUCAGUACAUUCAACAAUGCGUGUGGAUUCUAAGCGAAGAAUGUUAAAUGCUUUUGGAGAUGCAGGAGGGGCUAGAAGUGAGAGCCCUAGGAAGAGAUUCAUUUCUGAAAGGGUUCAUUGCUACGAAAUCUCAAGUGGUCAAAUUAACCCAAGACCACUACGUUCGAUUCCUCCUGAAGUAAACCCUGUGGAUAUGAGCGCUGACAGGAAUAUUGAAGCUGCAAGUUAUUUCUCAAAGGAAUCCAAAGUUCCAAUGGGAUGGCAUUCAUUUUCAAGUAUUGAUGGGAAAUCAUCAAGCAUUUCAAAUAAUAAUGAGAAUGGAAUUCUUGCUCUGGUUCCAAUAGAACACAAUUCAGGUGGACAAAGGUUUGAUUCUGAUGAAUCUCCUUCUGAAGUAAACACCCCUGCUAAAGACACCAAAACUCGAGCUGCAUUACGUGAUAAGCUACGUAGAGCCAAGAUUAGUGAAGCUAUUAAAGCAUUCGAAAACAGCAUGCCAUUUUCUGAGAAGCGAUGUCAAGAAUCUGUGCUCGAUGAUGUCAUCGAUUAUAUCAAGUUUCUGAAACUUCAACUGAAGGUAUUGAGUCAAAGCCGACUGGGAGGUGAAGCUGAAACUUUUCCUUUUGUUCAGCUUGAGGGCUAUGGACACUAUUUGCUGCAUCCGCAGAUGUCUAGUGAACCUCUUGAGGAAGUGAUGGGGCAAAUGCUGGAGACGGACAUGCAAGCCGCUAACGAGCUGUUGGAAAGCAAAGGGCUCACUAUCUUGCCAUGUGAUUUGGCCUAUGCCCUUCUUUAGAUCAUGUUAAAGCAAAGUAUACUCUUUUAUUCUCUACUAUCUAUUUCAUCACACAUAUAAUUCCAACCUGCUGCUUGUGAAGCAGAUUUAUUUUUGCUCUGAAUUUUCUUUGUGUUUUUUUACUGACAUGACAGUUCAUGAAACAAUCAUGUUUCCAUGUGGUUGUUUUGUGGGAGAAAUUAGCUUUUGUUUGAUGCACUUUGUCCUGUAAAGAGAACAGUUUGGUGCUGGUUAUUUUGAAAU